ACUGCGUACAUUAGCAACUAUUGGUUUCAGCACCCUCCUGUGGGUGUUUCUCUUGUAACCAGGCAACGUGAAGGUGAGGUUAGAAACUUCAUACCUACUCUCAGAGCCAGACUUCUAACCUAACUUAUAUACUUUGGAAUAAAAAGGAGGUUUGAACACCCAGAAAUAUGAACCGGACACAGCCAAAGAGGCGAAGCUUCGAUGCUGGUUCCACAGUUACAAUGCUCUCAAAUCAAGAAAAAGAUUGCUGCUCCAAAUGGUCUUGCUGCACUCGCCGAUGUGUAUUUAUUACUGUGGGAGUUCUGCUUGUGCUGCUGGGAAUCGCAUUGGCAAUUGCUCUUGCAGUUGUGCUCGCCCUCCCAUCAAAAACCCCAGAGAGUCGCUUAUGUGUAACAUCAAAUAACUACACCGGAUUCCUUUGUGAUGACAGAAUCACAUGCCUGUUGCCUUCCCAAGUCUGUAACUCAGCCAGUGAUUGUGGUAAUGGGGAAGACGAGGCUUCCUCUAUAUGCAGUAAUUUACCUAAAAAUCUACCUGGAUACUUAAUCUUCCGCUGUGGAAAUCCAACUAACUGGAUUUAUAGCAAUCUUAAGUGCAAUAACAUAAAUAAUUGUGGAGAUUGUUCAGAUGAGUCACAAUCACAUGCAUCCUGCCCUGCCUGUGGGUCUCAAUGGUGGACUUGUACUCCUGUUCUUUCCCAGUACUGCAACUGUAUCCCCAUAAGUCGGUGCCAGAAUGGAGUCCAAGACUGCACAGACUGGUCUGAUGAGUAUGUCUGUCACAAGUGAAAGCCGAGAUCAGUGGCAUACCCUACAUAUAUAUCUUUUUUUAUACUUGUUUCUUUAUACAUAAUAUUAUAUGCAGGCUUAAUAUAAGCAGAAUCUCUUGCAUUUA
Messenger RNA from Xenopus laevis (African clawed frog), 894 nucleotides. It is a transcript of the gene ldlrad1.L, whose product is annotated as low density lipoprotein receptor class A domain containing 1 L homeolog. Gene Ontology annotation, biological process: vesicle-mediated transport. The record is from RefSeq and is a predicted model, not a curated record. The transcript has 6 exons. Gene Ontology annotation, molecular function: low-density lipoprotein particle receptor activity. NCBI's taxonomy places the organism in Eukaryota, Metazoa, Chordata, Amphibia, Anura, Pipidae. The coding region runs from base 168 to 788 and encodes 206 amino acids. Gene Ontology annotation, cellular component: plasma membrane; signaling receptor complex.